GGUGCAUAAUUGUUUGAGAUUCAGAGGGGCUCAUACUGAAGUUUGCCACGACAUCGUUCUCCACUAUUGUGCCAUUGCUGCUAAAACAUAAACCACAAAUGCUUGUUGCUUCUUCCAUCCCACCCGCUCCCGCUCUCCUUCCCUCUCCAUCGCAAAAUCCCACCUGCCCCCCUUCACUCCAACUCCGACCAACACAUCAUCGUCGCCUUCUUCUGCUUGGUCUGGCCACUUCGUCCCUCCCUCUCCUCCUCCACGCCAUUCCGGCCGCCGCAGCCCGUGGGCUUUUCCAGAUGCCUCCCGCCCGUCUCAGCAACCGAUACUUCCUAGUCCGGGCUGGGGAGUCGGUUUACGAGGGCAUGGGCCUCCUUAACACCAACCCCGUCACCAAGACCUCCAUCGACAGCGGGCUCUCGCCGGAGGGCAGGCGCCAGGCGACGCGUGCGGCGGUUGAGCUCCAGCGAUUGGGGGCUUGUAGCGGGAGCUGCUGGAUCUGGCCAUCCAUUACACAGAGGGCAUAUCAGGCUGCGGAGAUCAUUGCCUCCGUCAAUGGAAUCAAUCGCAGUCGCAUUGUCCCUGAAUAUAGUUUUUUGGAUGCACGUGGAGUGGGCGCUUUCGAAGGAAAGAGCUUGGAUACUGUUUCCGAGCUGUAUGCUUCCGAUGGAAUUUCAACAAACAAUAAACCACCUCCCAUUAGGGAUGGAACGCCAAAUGAAAGUGUUUCAGAUGUCUAUGUUCGAAUUACGCAACUCAUGUCCAUUUUAGAAACUCAAUAUUCUGAAGAAACCAUUGUUAUCGUAUCUCCAGAUUCAGAUAAUUUAUCAAUCUUGCAAGCUGGAUUAACAGGAAUUGACCUUCGCAGGCACUGGGAACUAUUUUUUAAGCCUGGGGAGGUUCGACUGGUGGAUCCUGAAAGCAUCCCCACUUACAAAAUGCCAGCUUCAGCUGUCUACAAGUGUAUGAAUCCCCCAACUUGUACAUGAUUUUGGACUGCAGGCAAUCUAUGGAAGCCCUUUUUUCUUCUUCUUUUUUUCACGCAUGGAGUUGUACAUCUCAUUACAGUCAAAUGAGGCAUGAUUUACAUUUUCAAAAAAAAAAAAAAAAAAAGCUUCAUGAUUUAAAUCAGAUUGACACAUCCUACGGACUUCUUUUUUAAACUCAAUUAGCUCAUUAUUCAAACUCCGAGGACCCAUUCCCUCACCCACCAAGGAGAAAUAUUUGCGUACGUCUAACGU
Phalaenopsis equestris is the source of this 1232-nucleotide messenger RNA. RefSeq lists its product as uncharacterized. The record is from RefSeq and is a predicted model, not a curated record. NCBI's taxonomy places the organism in Eukaryota, Viridiplantae, Streptophyta, Magnoliopsida, Asparagales, Orchidaceae. The coding region runs from base 99 to 980 and encodes 293 amino acids. The transcript has 4 exons.